Messenger RNA from Candida tropicalis MYA-3404, 948 nucleotides. RefSeq lists its product as uncharacterized. NCBI's taxonomy places the organism in Eukaryota, Fungi, Ascomycota, Pichiomycetes, Serinales, Debaryomycetaceae. The transcript has a single exon. The record is from RefSeq and is a predicted model, not a curated record. Bases 1 to 948 code for a protein of 315 amino acids. Gene Ontology annotation, molecular function: FMN binding.
AUGAAUAAAUUGAAACCUUUAUCCUCUUCAAUUAUUCCUAGAAUACGUCAUUUUUCUACAACUACAUUAACAAUGACUAAUCAACAAACAGAAGAACCAAAGAGAUUUGGAUUAGAAAACCAAAUCAAGAGAAACCCACAUCCAGAUUUCACCAAGGUGGAAAACUCAAGACCACCAUUUGAUUUUGAUAGAGUUUGGAAUUAUACCCAAAUCCCUGAUAAAGAUUGGAAAGCUGGUUCAGGAGCUAACGAUUCGUCAUGGAAACAACAUAAAAAAUUAACUAUUGAUCCAUAUGGAGAAGGAAGAAGUCCCGUUGAUAAUUACAAGACAUUAAUCAGUGCUGUUGUUCCUAGACCAAUUGGUUUUGUUUCUACAAUUUCCAAAGAUGGUGUUCGUAAUUUAGCUCCAUUUUCUUAUUUCACUGUUGUCAACCACGAUCCACCAAUUUUCACUUUGGGAUUUUCUGGUGGUAGAGGAAACCCAAAGGAUACUGCCCGCAAUAUUUUAGAAACUGAAGAGUUAACAAUUAAUAUAAUAAGUGAAUGGUUUGUUGAAGCUGCUAAUUAUUGUUCUACUAAUGCCCCACCAGGAGUCGAUGAGUGGAAAUUAUCUGGAUUGACUCCAGUAGAAUCUGAAAAAGUCAAACCUCAACAUGUUGCCGAAUCUGCCUUCUCAAUUGAAGCCAAAUUGGUGACUUCUCAUGAAUGGAAGUCUAAAUCCGAUCCAAAUAGAGCUACUGGGGUAUUGUGUAUUGUUGAAGGUGUCAAUUUUCAUGUGAGAGAAGACGUGAUCAAUAAAGAAUUGAAUAACAUUGAUAUUGCAAAAUUGAAACCUGUUAGUAGAUUAGGUGGUAUAACUUAUGCUAGAACUGUUGAUGGUUUUGAAAGAUUAAGACCUGAUUUUGAUAAGGAGUCCGAAACCCCUGAAGUCAAGGAAUUGUUAGAUUAG